Messenger RNA from Rhineura floridana, 4390 nucleotides. It is a transcript of the gene CTSW, whose product is annotated as cathepsin W. Gene Ontology annotation, molecular function: cysteine-type endopeptidase activity. Bases 24 to 1103 code for a protein of 359 amino acids. Gene Ontology annotation, cellular component: lysosome. Lineage: Eukaryota; Metazoa; Chordata; Lepidosauria; Squamata; Rhineuridae. The record is from RefSeq and is a predicted model, not a curated record. The transcript is spliced from 11 exons.
GAGCCGUGCACAGUGUGUCCGCGAUGUGGCCAGCUGCCCUGCCUGUCUGCUGGCUGCUGUGGGGGCUCUGGCACCCUGUCCCCCUUGCCAGCUCCUUUCUGACCCCAGACCUGAGCACGUCCGAAGUGACCCAGCUGUUCCAGGAUUUUAUGAGACGGUUCAAUAAAAGCUACCCAAACAAAGAAGAGAUGCAUUGUAGGUUCAAGAUCUUCGCACACAACUUGGACGUGAGUCGUGAGCUGCAGGCUGCGGAGCUGGGAACUGCUCAGUACGGGGUCACCCGCUUCAGUGACCUGACAGAAAGGGAAUUUGUGAGCAUGUUUGGCCUCCCCCAGCCCUCCGAGCCCAGCCUGCCCCCCACAUUGAGGCAUGCCAAUGAAUCCCAAGUGGGGGAAACACGCAAAUCCUGCGACUGGAGAAAGCGUGGUGCCAUCACAGCCGUGAAAUUGCAGGGCACAGAGUGUCGGUCUUGCUGGGCUUUUGCUACUGUGGCCAACAUCGAAGCGUUGUGGAACAUCCACAGACAUAUGCCACGGAACCUUUCGGUACAGGAGUUAGUAGACUGCACAUACAAGAGCGGGGAAGGUUGCCAAGGAGGGUUUGUCUGGGAUGCGCUCCUGACUGUCUACAGGAGCAGGGGACUGUCAAACAGCAUUCUGUACCCCUAUGUGGGCAGAAAGCAGACGUGCCAAAAACACCGGCAUCGAAAAGUUACCCAGAUUGAUGGCUAUGCAAUCCUCCCCAGAGAUGAAAAAUAUAUAGCUGAACAUGUUGCUUCCAAAGGGCCUGUAACUGCUCUUCUCAACAUGAAACCCCUUCAGAGUUACAAAAAGGGCAUUAUCCGGAUGCGUUCUGAGGCUUGCGACCCGAAGAUAGAGGAUCAUGCAGUGCUCAUUGUGGGCUAUGAUGAAGGCAAAGCUCGGCGUGGUGGAUCUUGGAGCGGGCCGUACUGGAUCAUCCAGAACUCUUGGGGAGAGGACUGGGGAGAAAAGGGCUAUUUCCGGAUGCACCGUGGUACCAACACGUGUGGCAUUGCCAUGUCUACAGCGACGGCGAUUGUCCAGAAUUCAGGGGGAAAGAAGCCUGCACUUUGCCCUCCUUGACGGCAUAACUUUUUGUGCCUGUGUGUAUAAUAGAAGAGAGAGGUCUACAGGAGGGGUAGCCAACAGGGUGCUUUCCUGGUGUUGCUGGAACUGAUGAGAGUUGACAUCCAACAACUUCUCAAGGGCACCACCAGGUUGCCUACCCCUGACUCUACAGUGUGCCACCCCCGCUCUGGUAGCAUCAGGCCCGGUUUCAAGGGCUUUUCUCUCUCUCUCUCUUGCAUGUCUUCUAAUGCAGACUUUGGGGCUGGUGGCUCCAAUGUCAGCAGGGCAGUGAAUCUGCUCUGGGUUUUAGUCCCAACUAAAGGCUGAACUGCUGAACAGGUUUGACAGCCCCCCGAAAAUUCAGACUAAAAUCCAGAGCAGAUUUGUUGCCCCACUGACAUGGAACCAACAGCCUCCACUGCCUGGGGAACCUGAGGCCCUCCAGAUGUUGCUGGACUGCAGUGUCCAUCAGCCCCAUCCAAUGGCUAGGGAUGCUGGGAGUUGUAGUUCAUCAGCUUCUGGAGGGCCAGAGGUUCCACACCCGUUUUAACACCACGAGCUGUCAUCUUCCAGCCAUACUUUUCUAGUGCUUUAUGUCAGCAGACAGUGCAGACCCCUGCGACGGCUCAGGCACAUUUAUUUUUCCUGCUAAGGGGCUGCAUGCUGGCAACAGAGCAGGACUGAAGCCUACAGUGGCUGGAGCCAGAGCCGAAAUUGCCUGGGAUCACCCCAUUCUCUCUCUCUCUCUGCCCCCUAGUGGUGGAAGGACAGAUUGUUCUCACCAUAGGUCUGUGAACUGGUCACUUGCAGAACGCUUUUGAAAUGCAGCCAAGGGCCAUCAGCAGCCCAGCUCUCUAACCAUGUAGAAGGAUGUAGACCAAAGAGUAGAACUAGGGAACAAGAGCCAGUGUGGGGUGUGGCAGUUAAGAGUUUUGGGGCAGGGGUCACAUGCACACAAUACAUUCAAAGCACAGGGCUUGCCCCAAAGAAUCCUGGGAACUGCAGAGUUCUGUACAGACUGUGCUUUCAAUGUGCUUCAACUGUAUUGUGGCGAUGGGACCUCAAUUCACGUGGAUCAGGAAUGGAUGAAUCCGUCAGCGCUUGGUUUCUCUGGGUCCCAUUUUCCCAAUCUUAAAUUCCAUUCUCCACCUUUCCGCAAGAAUUUGGUUUUUUUAAAAAAUCCUCAUUAAAAUUCUCCAGUCAUUUAGUGAGAAUGUCUCCCACUAUGCAACAGCUUUGACUCUUAAUAUACACAUUUUUGCAAGCAAUUCCCCUGAUAUAGAAUGCAUUGCUGUAUUUUACUUUCACCAGUGUGACAUACCCAUUGGUACACAAUGGUACACAUUGGCUGAAGAACGGCAAAGGAAAACUGUGUUCCGUUUUGUGCAUUGGUUCAAGAAGUGCGAAUCAGGUGGUUUCUCAUUAAAUUGCAAAACAAUUUUAAUUUCACUAGGCUAGACCCAAGUUCAGUUUGCCAUGAUGUGACCCUACUAAGCAGACUCUGGGCCACUCAUUCUUCUCUCAUCCAAACCUACCUCACAGGCAUGUUGUAAGGACAAAAGGGGAAGAAAACUGCAUUUGUUGCCCCGACCUUCUCAGAAGGGGGCUAGACGUGUAAUUCAAAGCAAAUACACGUUGAGGUGAGCAGGAAAUGUUUCCAUUUCCCGACAAUUUCAUUUCUGCCCUUUUUCUGGCUAAUGUGUACAUUUUACUUGCAAACUCCCCCUCCCCCACCAAAAAAUGCUUCACUGUCUGUUCUCGCAAUGAUCAGAUACUAUUGAUUUCAGCCUUUUUUUCAAAUGCAGGCUGUAAUGUGCUGCAUUUCCCUGGGUGGACUAACUUUAAGGCAGCAGUUCAAAAUACAGCUUUUUAAAAAACAUCGCUUCACACCUCUCCCCCACCCCUUUGGAGUGUUACAGAAGCAGGCCUGCAUUCAUGGUUUCAGAUUCCGGCAAAGGCAGUUUCUGUUCUGAUUAGGUCUCACAUUCAUAUUUCACACCCCAAAUGUCACAAGCUGUUUCUGGCAUUCUUCUUCUUCUCUUUUGCGCUCGCUGUCCCCCUAAACUGGUUUCUUUUCCACCGCAUCUCUGAAGCCAUUGCCCCCCCCUCCUGUGCCUUAACGGCUGGUUGCAAGGUCUUCUGAUGCAAUGGGAUCCUUUUCCAAAUGUGUGCCCCACUGCUAUUUAAGGCACAGAUGCCCUGCCAGAGAGAGAGGUGAAAACCCAGGGGUGGAGGGAGAGGAAUGGGUCAAGCUGUCCAUCUUAAUUUCUCUUUUUUCUAAUCUUACGUUCAGUUCUCCAAUUCAGUUUGCAAUUUUUUUUUUAAAGUCCUCAUGAAAACCUGUCAGCAUUCUAGGUCUCCUGAUAUAUACACAUUUGCAUAUGCUGUUUUGCCUAAGAUGCAAAUUUUCACAAAGCGAUUCCGCCAAAUAUAACGCUUGUUUGGGUGUUGGUUUUGCUAUCAUAUUCAUUUUUAUGCAAACCUUACUCUGGUAUAUGCCCUUUGUACACAUUAUCGCAGAACCGCGUUGCAAAAUUCAGAGAUGCGCAAAUGUCGAAGGACAGCUGCGUUUUGCUUUGCGUAGCAUUUCAUAAAUUCGUUAGGUAGAUUCGCGUUGAAAUGCGAAGGGAGUCAAAUUUCUCCUCCAUCGCUAGGGCUGGGGAAUUCUUUCUCGGUCCAAGGGCCACAUUCCCUUCUGGGCAACUUUCCGAGGGCCACGUGGCAUUGUUGGGCAGGGCCAGAGGCAAAAGGUAAAUUUUCCGUUUGUUGCUCUGCUCAAAAGUGGGCAGAGCAACGAAUGGAAAUUUUACCUUUCUUCAGGAGGCUAGUUUCUACACAUAUCCCUCUAUCCCUCCUGCCAGAGAACGAAGAGGCCUUGAUCCAAAUUCAAGGGCACAUCCCAGCCAGGCAGGAACACUCAAGGAGGGUGUGGUCUGGGAAAGGGUCCCAAGGGCCAGUUAGAGGGCCCUGGGGCGCUACAUUUGGCCACAGGGCCUGAGGUUUCCCACUCCUGAAUGUAUAUCACCCCUGUGCUUUAUCGACUCCACUGGCUCCCAAUUUGUUUCCAAGCCCAGUUCAAAGUGCUGGUUUUGGCCUUUAAAGCUUUAAACUUUAAAACUUCUAAACUUUGCAUUUUAUGUAUUUUAACAGUAUUUUAUGCAUUUCAAUUUACCAUAAUGUUUUGUGUUUUUAUUGUGUAUUUUAUUAUAUAUGUGUCCAAUUUUAUUCUAGCCGCCCUGAGUGCCCUGUUGUAGGGUAGAAGGGCGGGAUAGAAAUAUUUUAAAUAAUAAAAAUAAAAAAUU